UUUGUUUUGAAUUUAUUGUAAUUGCUCUAUAACUGGUGGUAAAACUUUCAAUGUGAAACAACAUUUUGAAACAAACAAAAACAAACUGUGUGUAGAGAGGCGCUCAGAAAAAACCGAAAGUCAAUUGCUGCUGAAAGAAAGUGUUGAGAAUAAAUACUGGACUUUUGCAAAAUGUUUUUGAGCGCAAAUAUACCAUUGGAAAAAGCUGUUAUAGAGYUCCUUGAAAAAUAUACUAACAAGACAGUGCCGAGUGUUACAAAUUUACGCCUAAAAUAUGUUCCUGAGUUAUACGAAAAAAGUCUAGAAAAAAUGCGGGCCGCAGUUGGUGACAAAAACAUUUGGAUAUCUAUUGAUGAAACGACUGACGUUGAGCAAAGAUUGAUUGCGAAUUUUGUGUUUGGAAUUUUGGAUGGCACCAAAGAAAGUGCGGAAAAGUCUUACCUUUUGAACUCUGGCGUUGUAGAAGCCGCCAAUGCCAAUACGGUGGCAGCAUUCCUGAACGAUUCGCUGCAUAUUUUGUGGCCGGACGGUAUUCAGUACAACAGAGUAUUAUUUGCGGUUACGGAUGCGGCGGCGUACAUGUUAGCAACUAUGAAGGCUAUGAAGACGUUGUACCCAAAGAUGUUGCAUUGCACAUGCUUCGCCCAUGACGUGCAUAGAAUAGCAGAGUUCGUACGACUCGAACUUACAGAUGUCAAUGCACUUAUUUCGAAUGUGAAAUCAAUCUAUUGCAAGGCACCGUCUCGACGAYGUCAAAUCAAGGCAGACCUUCUAGAGUUGAAAUUACCCCCACAACCUUUUACAACUAGGUGGGGUACAUGGAUUGAUGCGGCUGAAUAUUAUUGCGAUCAUUUGUACGACAUAGAUUCAGCAAUUAAUAAACUCAGCAAUGACGACUCAGACGUUAUUCGUCGAACCAAAGAAAUAUUAAAAAAUAAGAACCUGAAAAAUUAACUUAUUUUUAUCAAAUCAAACUUUGCUUGCCUUUGUGCAGGGAUUGAAAAGCUGCAAACAAAAGGCCUAUCUUUGCAGGAAGGUAUUGACGUCAUGGAAGUUGUAAAUCAAUCAUUAAGACAAAUCGAGGAUAAACGCUUUUUGCAAAAAUUAAAUGCAGUUCUAAAAAGAAACGAAGGCUACACGUCUUUAUGCAAAAUUAAAAGAAUUAUUUUCAAUAACUCGAAGGAAAAUGAUAACUUCAUCGAUUCUUUAACACCGGUGGAAAUUGCUAAUAUUAAAUACCGUCCAGUGACUUCAGUGGACGUUAAAAGAUCUUUUUCCGUUUACACCACAUUGUUAAAUGAAAAACGACGAUCGCUUUUAUUUGAAAAUUUGAAGCAACAUUUAAUUGUGCAUUGCAAUUUUACUCUUUUUAACAACAAUGA
Bactrocera latifrons is the source of this 1382-nucleotide messenger RNA. RefSeq lists its product as uncharacterized. Lineage: Eukaryota; Metazoa; Arthropoda; Insecta; Diptera; Tephritidae. Bases 172 to 954 code for a protein of 260 amino acids. The record is from RefSeq and is a predicted model, not a curated record. The transcript is spliced from 3 exons.